Molecule: messenger RNA, 5415 nt
Organism: Aspergillus pseudonomiae
Lineage: Eukaryota; Fungi; Ascomycota; Eurotiomycetes; Eurotiales; Aspergillaceae
Exons: 15
Coding region: 1-5415 (1804 amino acids)
Biological process (GO): tRNA methylation; DNA-templated transcription initiation
Cellular component (GO): RNA polymerase complex
Molecular function (GO): nucleotide binding; phosphatidylinositol binding
Source: RefSeq, a predicted model, not a curated record
AUGCAUGCGGAGAAUCCUCUACAGAGUCCCGCCGAAGUCAGCUCGGUCGGACCACAGUCAGAGUCCGCCCUACCUGGACAGAUUCUCACGGGCAAACAAGAACAUUACCUUAAGCGCGAGCUCAUCGCCCGCCAAGUGCAAAGCGAAAUCGCCGAGCUGAACUCCCCGACGGCCCUCCAACGUUUCGGUGCCCCAUUCAGAUCAGAGUACGGAGAAGUUGCCCCGGUUGACUCAGAACUCCCCAUCCUUCGAUAUAUAUUUGUUCAUCAUGUGCGCAAUUUCCCCUUUCUCGACAAGGCCCGCGAGAAGGAGUUUUGGCAGGAUAAAUUGCAAGUGUUCCUAGAAUCCUUCGCAAAGAAGCAUGUUUCGUCGUCCGAAGACCGCCUAGAGGAGACAAAGCGCAGAAAAUUGGCAAGGAAGUGUGAGAAACUCGUGGAGCUCAUGAUGGUAUCAGGUAUCCCAACGGCAUCAGGGUACGAAGAAAGGAUUCAAUUCUCGGAAAUCGAGGUCGUAGAGCGCGGUGCCAACGACAAGGGACUGUUGGUUAAUAUGCCGGAAGGGAAUGCCAUACACGGCUGGGAUGUCAAUGUGGCUGCCGUGAGAAUUACUUCCGUCAGGCGAACUGUGCGGUAUCAUCAGCAUGCUGAAUUCAUUCUUCGUGUUCGUCGGGAAGGAAAGUCGGACGUCUUUGUGGCCCGACGGUACGGUGACUUUGCGAAGCUCCACAGGAGGCUGCGCACCGAAUUUCCCGGAAAGCCACUCCCAGUUCUUCCACGCAAGAACAAGUCCUCAACGUCGUCGAGCUUUUUCUCCUCAGCCGACGAUGACGCCUCUUCGGUCUCCUCUUUAUCGAGCCAGAGUGCAAGUACGCCGGAUGAGGGACAAACUUCUCGAAACAGCUUAGCUCCCGGGAACCCUCUGCAUCGCUCUGCGUCGCGGUCGUCCAUGCGCUCAUCUUUGGGAAUAUCCCCCAAGUCACCGAGACCUUCAGCGGAGACCUCUCGAGAGACUGUACUCUAUAGAGAGGAACAACGGGUUUCGCUUCGAGCGUUCCUUCGCACUUUACUGCAGAAUAAGCGGGCGGCAGAGUCAAAGGCUUUAGAGGAGUUUCUAACUGCAGAACCUAUUACUCUGAAUGAGGAAGAACUAAUUGACAUGCAACGAAGGAAGGAGGCAGAUGCUAUCAGGAUAGAAGAGCAGAAGAAGUUCUAUGAGAUCGCUAGACAGCGCGCAGCAGAGCUUGAUGUGUACAUGGAAAACUUCCGUCGAGAUAUUGUAGAGAGCAAUGGCCUGACGAAGCUGUUUGCGGAAAUUAGAGAAAAGCCGACGGUAGAGGAUCUCAGUCCUCAAUAUCAGAAGUUUGCAGAAUGGCUUCGGAUCGAGGUUGCCGCAACACUGUACCAUUUGUUCUUGGCCGAGGACAACUCGCCUGAACUAUUCGCACAGUUCAAGAGGAUACACUCUCUUGUCCCAUACACAUUGAUGAAGAAUGUUAUCCGAAUUGCGAAUCCUGCAGCCGUUAUGUCUGGGGUUUUGGAUCUUUUCCUUGCUCAGCCAUUUGGCUCACGGUCUCUUCUGCAGCGGAUCUUUUCCAUGACUCUGAACGAUGGCAUCAAACAAUUCCAAAAGGCCAUUGACUCACUUGCUUCCAAGGUUGAUGAUGCUUCUCUCUGUCAGAAAUUGAAGGCGUUCACAGACUCAGAUGAGGAAACCAAGAAUGAGAUCCGUGCCGAGGCUGAGGAUGAGGAUAUCGACAUUCUCGUGGCAAUUCUUCGGUCUGACCGCUUCUCUCCCGAACUCACACCGGAGCAAUAUGGUAAUGUAUUUAAUGCCUAUGUCGCCUGGAACCAGGCGGUGGAGAGUGUCGAUGCAGAAAUGCGUGAAGGUGCACAGUGGUUUGCAAACAUGAAGCAGCUACUUAAACUCUACACACGGCAGCGUGACAAGGCCAUGAUGCUCAGCAUCGUUGAAGAACCAGUUACCCUCCAACUCUUCCGCGACUUAUUCACAAUAUUCUACGAGCCGCUAGUGCGCGUUUACAAGUCGGCAAAUGUUUACAAUAGUAUCACUGAUUUCGCUCAAUUUGCCGACGACGCCAUACAGGUGGUUGAGAAAUGUCAGCGACAAGACGUAUCUGCAGAUCCAAACCAAACGGUCCAGUCCUUCAUCGAUCUUUGCGAACGUCAUCAAGCGAGCUUCUAUAAGUUCGUUCACGAGGUACACCUUCAUGACAAUGGACUAUUUGGCUCUCUGAUGGGAUGGAUUGAAGAUAUACUUGAUUUCCUACGCCACGGGCCUGUUGGUGGCAAGCUUGACAUGAACGCCUUGCUUCACGGAGCUAAGGAUGUUGGACAAAUCGAUAAAGAUAAGGCUCUCGACGAGAUCAAUGCACUUAUCAAAUGGCAUGAAGACCGCAAGCGGUGGCACCUGAAUAAGACCAGGCAGAAGAUGGCGGCGGAAGGAACCGGGAAUGACCCCUUCCCGACAUUUAAGGGAAGUGAUUUCGGCUUAGACGAGGGCGACCUGGAAGACCUUGCCAUCUCGGACGCAGAGUCUGAUCCUAAUGACGAGCUCGACGAGGAAGAUGACCUUGACCCCAUCUCUGCUGAACGACGACGACGGGUCAAGCAACAGGAUCAACUCCGUCGCACGGCUGGCGAACCUGUUAAGCCUGAAGUCCAAGAGAUUCUCAAAUUAGCCGAAUCGUUUGGAGUAAUGUUACGGAUGCAGCAGCGCUGCAACUUCUUCCUCUGGGCAACUGACGCCGAAGCCCGCGAAAAACUCGCCAUUCUAUCAAACUCAAGAACAGAGCCGCAGAAUAUGCCCCAGACACCCACCAAAGCUUCCCGACAUGAAGGAACAGGCCUUCUCACUCCACAGACCGAUCGUCCACUGCGUCAUGCCCCUGGGUCCGAGUCGAGGAAUUUUCAGACCCCCUCCAAAAGCGCUAAGGCGCGCAUGAUGACAGAGGACUCCGAUGGGUUCGAAUGGGAUGAUACCAUUGCGGACGAAGCCGCUACGGUGCAGCAUAAGCCUCGCCAGCCGGACUUUGGGCAAGCUGCUGGUGGCUCGGAUUUCCUCCCACGAAAGACGCCCCGGACAGAUUCUUGUACCUCACCCAGUAAACGGAAGCUGUCUGAUAUGGAGAGCGCACCGUCCCUCACGCCUACGUCAGUGUUUUCUCCCCGGUCGACUGCGUGUCGACUUCCUCCGGCAUCAGCUGAAAUAUCGGUGACUCCUACGCCGAGCAAAUAUAAGAAUGCGCUAUCUGCUGAUUCUGCGGCAGAUACGUCAGAGUUAUCACUUCAGGCCUUGAGGAUUCUGGAGAGCCAUAACGUGGUCGUGCCCAGGAAAGCUCAGGAAGAGCUCACCGAGUUGUUAAACAGAUAUGACCUCAAAACCAGAGGCAUAAUUCGAGGACGAGACAUCUCGCGAUUUGCAAUCAAGAAGAAAGAUGAGGAGAUUAUGAAGCUCAAUGAAAGGAUUGUGAUGCUAGAGUCGCAAAGGGAAUUGACCCCUAACGCCUCCAAAACGCCUAACAGCGACCUCCCCACCAUGUUCCGACCCCCAGUGAACCGUGCAAUGCGGGUUCUGGAUCGCUCAUUCUUCAAGAAGACGGUGCCCCUAUCUGCCGCGACGGUUUUCAAGUCCUCCGAUAUCUCGAGGGUGCGCGGCCAGCUACAAAAGAGUCGGGAUUUGCUGGCCGUUCCGAGAAUUAGUUCGGUUCAGGACGUGAAGGUUAAGGAUGAAGUGAAGAAAUGCUUGUUGCUGAAGGAGGGUAUUAAAUAUGAUGAUGCUACAACAUGGUCGCCAACGAUCAAUGAGCUUGUGGAGAAUGGUGCUGUUGGAAUUGGACGGUAUGAUUUCGAAUUGGACUACGAUUACUGGCCUUAUGCCGAUAUCAUGAACGCAAUUCUGCCGGAAGACAUGCUUGAGGAGCUUCCUCAAGGGUUCACCCAGGUGGGCCAUGUCUCUCAUUUGAAUCUCCGCGAACAAUAUACCCCUUAUAAGUACCUUAUUGCCCAGGUGUUGAAAGACAAGAACCCCACAAUCCGGACAGUGAUUAGAAAGACCGAAGAUGUGGGCGCCCACAGCGAAUUCCGCACGUUUCCCUUCGAGUUCUUGGCCGGCGACGAGGAUAUGAACGUUAUCCAACAUGAGCAGGGCUGUGAAUUCCGAUUUGACUACUCUCGUGUGUACUGGAACAGCCGUUUGGAGACCGAGCACCGUCGACUCGUGAACAAAUUCCGCCCGGGUGAGAUGGUUUGCGAUGUGAUGGCCGGUGUUGGCCCGUUCGCUGUCCCAGCGGGCAAAAAGAAGAUUUUCGUUUGGGCCAAUGACCUUAACCCGCACGGAUAUGAGGUCAUGCAGGAUGCUAUUCGCAGGAACAAGGUCAACCAAUUUGUGACCCCGUUUAACAAGGACGGAAGAGCGUUUAUCCGCUGGUCUGCCAAUGAGCUCUUGCAAACGGAGCCAGUGACUGUAACUAUCCAAAAGAAACAAAGAAGGAGCGCCCAAAAAGAAGAGCAGGCCCCUGCCCCCCCAGCAGAGGUCUAUCACCGACCCACUGUCUUUGGUCACUACGUGAUGAACCUUCCGGCCAAUGCUCUCGAGUUUCUUGAUGCAUUCCCUGGUGUCUAUGCUGGCAAGGAAUCCUUAUUUGCGCCGCAUACAUCUACACCUCUUCCAAUGGUACAUGUGUAUUGUUUCUCCGGUCAUUCGGAAGAUGAAGUGGACGACCACAAGGACAUUUGCCAGCGCAUCUCGGAACGAAUUGGCUACACCAUCACGCCGGAGGAUCGAGUCGGGGGAAGUGGAAACGCAGAGCUGGAGCUGGCCAUUCACAAUGUCAGAUUGGUUAGCCCCAACAAGCAAAUGUUCUGCGCUAGUUUCCGUCUACCUAAGGAGGUCGCUUUCCGACAAGCCCAUUGUAUCAGUGCACCACGUGAUAUCACAUACGGUACCAAAAUGAGCGUCCAAUUGCCACCCCCAACACAUCGCAAGCGCGCCUUGCCCCAAGGCGAGCUCGAAGCCGCCUCGACUCUCAGACUAGGCGCGGACCAGAAUACUCAUACUUUGUCGCUUUCCGAAGCAAGACUCGUCAUCAACAAAGUGCUGGAGAACAAGCGCAGGGGCGGAAAGAAAUACGAGGAGCCGGAGAACCUUACCAAGACCCUGGACUAUCUGGAAGUAUUUGCUCGAUUCAAGGACGAGGAAAACAUCAAGGCCGUCGAGCGACUGCUCAAUUCGCAUACGGAGUUGGAGAUGUUCGAGCGGUCACAACUGGGGAGUUUGUGCUGCGAUAAUGCCGAGGAAGCCAAGUCCCUCAUCCCCAGUCUUCAACACAAAAUCUCCGAUGGCGAUCUGCAAGAGCUCUUGGACGAGCUGACCAAGCUGCGGAAUUUCACGGAGUAA